CCAUUUACAUGCACAAACUGGAGUCUAUUAGAUAGAUAUGAUACAAACCACUGCAGUGCAGUAAUAAAUAUAGCAGCACUUCGACUCUUGAAUGAGUGAAAGGUCAUGACCAAUAAAUCAAUCGACGGGAUGUGUUUGUUCCACGUUAGUUUGGACAGUAGUUUAGCAGCCAGCAGCUUUUGUCCCUCCUGUUUUCAGUCCUGCUCUCAGGCUGUUUCACUGUGAAUUCAUCGGCUUCUGUGUUCUGACUCUUUCCGGCUGCCGCUGACGGCCUCCUGUGAUGCAAACCUGCCGUACAUGAAGGGGACGGCGCUUCACUGGGCAGCCAGGCACGGCCGUGAGGAUGCCGUGGACAUGAUGCUUCACUCUGGAGCCGACGUCAACGUCAGAUCAGGUUACACAGCUCUUCACCUGGCCUCCAUUCACGGACACCAGGACGUCGUUCAGACCCUGAUCAACACUCAGAAUGCUAAAACCAACAUCAGAGAUUACCACGGGAAGACGGCCGUUCAGUACUGGAGCGGCAGCGCCGACAUCUUUGAGAAACCCGAGUCUCAGUCAGGCGGGAGGUGUGUUCGCCGUCAGCGGACGCAGCGUUACGCUCUGCCGUCCUUCCUGCUGUCUCGCUCUCGCAGUCAGGGACAGCUCAACCUGGAGUUCAGGACACCGCCUCAGUCCUCCUCCCACGACGCCUUGGACCUCCAUGUUUAAAGCUGAUCGCCCUGCCUGAAACCCGGUGACCCGCUCUGUCCCCGUUUGGGCCACGCAGGGUUUCUGGGCUUGGAGCCACAGAUGGCAAAGAUGGCCGCAGGAGGUGGAUGUGAGCUGUGUCACUUUUAAAGAGCAGACUCAGACCUGAACACAAGGCGGGCCUCAUUUUAAAGCCAAGGUUCAUCAAGCAGAGGUGUCAAACAUAGGGCCCGCGGGCCAGAAUUGGCCUUGCAAAGAUCCAAGGACGACAUGAAGUUUGCUGAUGAAGACCUGCCUCAAGUGAUGAAGAACAGAUAAAGAAUUACAUUUUUUUCACUCUCGACUGUAAUAAUGUGUUUUUAUAGAAAAAUAAAAACAGACGUUUUCUGUGAAUCAACAGAAAUAUUCAAUCUGAGCAGCGAGCCACAGAACCGCUCUGAUGUUACACGUUUCUUUCUCUUCAUGUAGAAAAUCUUCUUAUUCACAUAUCUCAGGGAUUAAGUGUGUGGAGUUUCACCAGGAUGCAUGUGUCCCACCGUGUUGAAUCACUUUGACUUUUGCUGCUUUAAAGCAGGGGUGGGGAACUCCAGGCCUCGAGGGCCGGUGUCCUGCAAGUGGCUAAAUGACCU
This is a messenger RNA of Haplochromis burtoni (Burton's mouthbrooder), 1319 nucleotides long. Its product is annotated as ankyrin repeat domain-containing protein SOWAHC. NCBI's taxonomy places the organism in Eukaryota, Metazoa, Chordata, Actinopteri, Cichliformes, Cichlidae. The record is from RefSeq and is a predicted model, not a curated record. Gene Ontology annotation, molecular function: protein binding.